This is a messenger RNA of Echinostoma caproni, 384 nucleotides long. The record is from the annotation of a GenBank genome assembly. NCBI's taxonomy places the organism in Eukaryota, Metazoa, Platyhelminthes, Trematoda, Plagiorchiida, Echinostomatidae.
AUGUUCGACAGUUCACGUAAGACGAACGAUGAACCGGCUUUGAAAAAGCGUCGCGAUGCGACAAUUGGUUUUCGUUUUAGCGGUGCUUGUCGUUCUGCUCGCACAAUGCAACCAAACCAGAUCGACUCCGUUUGGAAUGGUAAGUCCCGACUCAAUCCACAGGCGGAGUAUAUGAACUCGUUACGCGUAGACAGUGCAUUGGAACGAUGCAUCCAAAUGAUCAGUGCUCAGUUAGCACAACGAUUCCGACGAUCUGUGAGUGCUGUCAUGAUGAGCGGAAUGGGCACAUAUGGCCAAAUGGAGCAACUGAGACAGUGCAUGCUUCGAGAAUUUGCCGGGAAAAUUCCACCACAUCACUGGAAUAUGCUUGAGAACACGGAAUAA